AUCACAUGACCGGAUCGUCAAAAACAAACUACCAACAGCCUGGGAGCCGUUAGUAUGGCAGCUUGGACAAAGUUGAGGUGACGCCUCAGUGUAAAUACUUGAGUUAACCCGCAGGACAUGCGAGAGUCUCUGUCCGGAUCCUCUAAAAUAAAAUGGCGUUGUCAUUGUCAUCAUCUGUCCUAUUGGUCCUUGUUUUCCUCACAGUAGAAGUGACUCUCUGUACAGGAAGCAAUAAAUGUGUUGCCAGGGACUUUGGCCAUGACUCUGUGGUGUGUGAGUGUAAUUCAACUUACUGUGACAGUGUGGGAUCAGUCACCCUCCCUCCUCUGGGACAGUACCUCUCUUACCUGAGCAGCAGGGCGGGCAGCAGACUAGAGGCGGGCCAGGGUCAAGUCCAGGUUAACAGAACCGGAGCAGGCCUCAGGUUGACCAUUGUUCCCUACCAGAAGUACCAGAAGAUCAGGGGGUUUGGUGGAGCCAUGACAGAUGCAGCAGCCAUCAACAUCCUGUCCCUCUCUGCUGGAGCACAGGACCAGCUGCUACGACAGUACUUCUCCGCUGAAGGUAUCGGCUACAGCGUGGUGCGUGUGCCCAUGGCCAGCUGUGACUUCUCUACCCGUCUGUACACCUACGCUGACACACAUGGAGACUACAGCCUGGACAAUUUCACACUGGCCCCCGAGGACAUCAACAUGAAGAUCCCUCUGCUGCAGCGUGCCCAGGCCUUGUCUCCUCACCCCCUGUCUUUGCUGGGCAGCGCCUGGAGUGCCCCCGCCUGGAUGAAAACUAAUGGUGCACUCACAGGAAAGGGCUCCUUGAAGGGCCAGCCAGGGGGCAAAGAGCAUAAAACCUGGGCUCACUACUACAUCAGGUUCCUUGAGGAAUAUGCUAAAUAUAACUUGACCUUCUGGGCACUGACUACAGGGAAUGAGCCCUCUGCAGGGCAGAUGACAAACUACAGUUUCCAGGCCCUGGGCUUCACUCCUGAGGAGCAGAGGGACUGGGUGGCCUUGGAUUUGGGCCCUGCGCUGCAAGCUUCGUCAUACCCACACACGCAUAUCCUCAUACUAGAUGACAACCGCCUGCUGCUGCCUCACUGGGCUAAAGUGGUCUUAAAUGAUGUUCAUGCAGGAAGGUACAUUCACGGUGUGGCAGUCCACUGGUACAUGGACGGCCUUGUCCCAGCUGAGAUAAGCCUGGGAGUCACCCAUCACCUCUACCCAGAGUAUUACCUGUUUGGCACUGAGGCCUGCGCUGGCUGGAACCCACUGGACAGAGGGGUGAAGCUGGGGAGCUGGGACAGGGCUGAACAGUACGCACAUGACAUUCUACAGGAUUUAAAUCAUUAUGUGGUGGGCUGGACUGACUGGAACCUUGCGUUGGACCAGACUGGUGGGCCAAACUGGGUUAAAAACUUCGUGGACAGCCCUGUGAUAGUGGAUGCACAGCGAGACGUCUUCUACAAGCAGCCGACCUUCUACAGCAUGGCCCACUUCAGUAAGUUCCUGUGGGAGGGGUCUCAGAGAGUGGGUGUGUCUGCCAGCGUAGCAACAGACUUGGAAUCCUCUGCCUUCAUCAGACCGGACGGCUCGGUGGUGCUCAUCAUACUCAACAGGUCGUCAUCAGAGAUCCAGUUUGAAGUCUGGGAUCCCGCUGUGGGCUACAUCCCCUGCACAGCUCCGGCUCAUUCCUUACUCACACUUGCUUGGAACACACACUGAUCAUUAGUACAGGUUCACACAUGUUUCUCCUGAAUGUAAGCCUUUACAUCUGGAACAUCAACAUUAACAAAACAGUUAUUACAUGGAAUACUUUUUCAGUAUCGAGCCACUCACGCACAUUUUUUUUUUAAAUUAACAGAUUCUAAAUUAUUUUCUUAUCUGCUGUGCUUUUUGGCACAGCUUUAGUGAUUUCAGGUUACUUAAAUUAACCUUCUGCAAACAAGAGCAACCUCACCUCAUUUAGUUUUCAUUUAUAAUCCUAAAAUGUUUUUUUUCUGCACUGAUUUGUGAUCAGGAAAAGUAAUGAAUGUAUCAACACCAGAGUGACCUGCUGAAGUGCAACUGGUGCCCUUUUGACUUUUAACUAAUAAGAUGCUUGAAGUGACCUCUUUCACAUCUCUAAAGAAUAUAAAUAAUGUACAGAGUUUGUAAAUGCCUUUCACUGUUGCUAUUUAAUUUGUUUUUAAUUUUAAAUAAAGCACACACUGUUCAGCCUUAA
Thunnus maccoyii (southern bluefin tuna) is the source of this 2220-nucleotide messenger RNA. RefSeq names its product glucosidase, beta, acid (gene gba1). Gene Ontology annotation, molecular function: glucosylceramidase activity. Gene Ontology annotation, biological process: glucosylceramide catabolic process. NCBI's taxonomy places the organism in Eukaryota, Metazoa, Chordata, Actinopteri, Scombriformes, Scombridae. The record is from RefSeq and is a predicted model, not a curated record. Bases 153 to 1721 code for a protein of 522 amino acids. The transcript is spliced from 12 exons.